Molecule: messenger RNA, 17381 nt
Organism: Odocoileus virginianus texanus
Lineage: Eukaryota; Metazoa; Chordata; Mammalia; Artiodactyla; Cervidae
Source: RefSeq, a predicted model, not a curated record
CUCACUCAGGAGGUCAUCACCUCCAGUCCCAAGGGAGCGAGGUCAGUUUCACCUUUAAUGCCUACACCACAGAGGAGGCUUCAAAACCACACACAGCACCCAAGCACCAGGGACUUCUCCAUGGACUUCCACAGGCACAGCUGACCACUUACAUGAUUUUCCUGAGGUCAAUAAUACAGGAAGAACAUCAUCAUCCUUAGCAACAGCCACAGCAACAGGAUCUACCCAUCGUUCUUCAGUUUUCACUGGAAUGAUUCUGGCUGCUCUAUAGUCCCCUUAUUCAGAUAAAAAUCACUGACCUCAGCACAAGACUAGAAGCCUUAAGGCCAAGGAACAUAAGCACAUCUGCUCCCACUGCAAUUUUUCCUGAUGACCAGGAGGUGAGCGCUCUGAGAUUUCAGGUACAAACUCGACUCCCUAAGGAUCUGAAAUAGCAGCCUUCCCUGUUUUCAUUACUUCUCUUGAGCUGCUAAGUGCACAGACUGACAUAAUGGCUCCCCUUCAGCCUUUAUGCCUGAUGUCUCCACUUUGGAUUUGGCCCCUAGAAGAUCUGUGUCUUCAGUGUCUAUAAUAGGUUCAGUUCUUGUUGGAACCACAAGAUCUCAAGGAGUCACCUCAGGGUCCAGUGAUAACUCAUCUACCUCAUUGCUGCCAUUCCCUCCGAGGACCAUGACAGAUGGGGUCACGUUGCCUCAGACAAACAGUAGCACCGAAGUGUCCGUCACCGGAGAUCUUGUUCUCACCAGUGGAGAGCCAGAGCAGAGCUCCGUGCUCUCUCCCAUCAUGACUUCUAUAUCUUCGAGACAGAAGUCCACAGUUUCAGUGACUCUUCCUGGAGAGAUCACAUCUCCAGUGAGAACCCUAACCCUCAAUUCAAGUGCCCAGGGACAGAGUCUAGGGGCUCCUAUAUUGGAGAUGACAGAUCCAUCCAUCUCUAGAAGUGAAGUACAGACAACUUUGACCACACAACUGACCACAGAAAUAGCAUCAGUCUCUUCCAUCUCCCUGGAGACAAUCAAGGAGUUCUCUCACUUUCCUGGACUGCUGAAGACCACAGAGCUUGUGGGCACAAGCAAGGAAUCUGGGAUCGAGAAAUCUCCAAUUUUGAUCAGUAGUUCACAUGAUAGACUGGCCAUUUCCAAGACCACCCCAGACACAGAGAUGAAUCGUUUGACAGAAGCAGCAGUGACCACUCAUCAGACUAUCAGUUCUGGUUCUGAGCCAUGUUCCUCUGCCCUUGCACUCUCAGUGCCUCACAAGGCCAUUUCUUCAGUGGUUACUACAUCCACUGUGGAGGCCACCAACCUGUCUCAGACAUUUUCCACUUAUCCUGUGUCUACCAGGACUCAGGAAGAACCUGUUUCCACUGAAACCUCUGGGCCAAGUGAGACCUGCUCAGCCAUAGAGAGAAGCAUGAUCCCUUCUCAGAUGUAUGGCAUUGCUACUACUGAUGUCACCAGGAAUGUGUUCACACCUCUGGACAGAAUAUGUAGCCCAGGCCCUACUCAGUCCUUGGGGAUAUCCAGUAUCUUCAAAGGAACCAAUGUCAACAGUUCUACCUCCUCUUCCAACAGUUCUACAACAGAAUCUUUACAUAUUACCUUUACAACAUCAACAGGUCCCACUAGGAUGAAGCCUGGAGAUGCAGUUUUUCUGGACAAAACAAUGACAGAUUUCUGGGAAGGGAUACCCUUGGAUAUGACUAAGAUGACUGCUCCUGUGAGCAGGGGUCCAGGGACACUAUCAUGGAGAAGCUUUUUCUCUAAAGAAGAAACCAGGUUUCUCUUUUCCCCAGUCUCUUUUCCCAGCUUCAUCUUACCUUCCUCCAGUUCCUCUGAAGCACGGGAACCCCCAGUCCUCAUGUCACUUCCUCCCGCUUCAGAACCGACACCAGUCACAUUAUCCACAAACAUUCAGUCUCAGAAAACAAACACUUUCCCAAGUACUGGAUCCACAGAAGAUUCCUGCUGGUCCCUGAGCACUGCUACAGGAGAGGAUAGGAACCCUGGGAUGACCACUGUGGACAUCACCACUUCAGUGGCUAAGGAUGAACCACCAAAGGUCCCCAUAUCUGGCAUAGCUGAGACCUCACUUACCAAGGAGAGGUCCUCUGGUGCAGAGUUCAGAUCCGCUCCAGUCCCUGACAAUUCCACCCCAUUUACAAGGCCAGAUGAGUCUGUGGGCGCUAUCACCAGGGAGCCAAGUCGAGGAGAACGUGGAGGUACCACUCGGCCAACCAGUAAUCCUGCAUCUCUUAUGACUACGAUCAGUGUGGGUAUGUCCACAAGAAGCCCAGAAAUGGCUACAGCUUUGAAAAUCAUAAGCUCCCAGGAGCCCAGCAUCAGCCCAGAGACCAGGUACACUCUGGAAAAUUCUCAGAAGACUUCAACAGCAGCUGUCCCUAUGGUGACCGCUGUGGAACCAGCCACCCUUCAGUCCAUGGCCACAGGGAGUGGCCACAGCAGCCUCCCUCACUCACCCAUAGGAUUCGUGACAGCAGCCAAGCCGCCAGCAAAAGGGAGAGCAGCUACAGAGUGGGUCUCACCCUCCCCAUCUGAGGAUUGGACCAACACCCACCUUGGGACUCCAGAAGGGACCAACAAGUCACUGGGCACAGCAUCCUCUAUCCCCCUAGGGUCAGUUCCUAAAGUCACCAUAGGGACUAGUCCACAAAGCAGCCCAACUCAGAUUCCAAGGACAACUGGAGUGAGUUUCCCUACAUGGCUUGGCUCUGCUAGAGGGACCACAGUGGACACACAUGUCCCUCUGAGCACAUCUUCCACUAGUCCUAAAGACUCUGCAGCCGUCCCAGACUCUGUGGCAACCCAGACAGUAACCAUGAGCUCAGAGACAUAUAAACCUGAAUUUAUAACCCAGACAAAGGUCGGCCCCACAGUCAUUCCUUCCACUGUCCUGAGUAAAAAGACAAUAACAGGUGAACAGCAGUCAAGCAUAUCCAUGAGUGAUGCUUACUCAUCUGCCAGCCCAAGGUCAGAGCAGACAACUGGGAGGGACCUGACUCUUGGUGGAUCUCCUGGGACCACAGACAUGUUGCCUAAAACCUCCGUAGAACCUACCAUAUUAGCAAAUCUGACCUCUGAAAGCCAAGCCAUGACCAGCCUCACUAAUGCCUCAGAAGGAAAAACAGCCUCUUCACCAUCUGUCAUAUUCCCCUCAAUGGGGUCUAAGACACUGGUGGCCAUCACAAGUGUAGUGACCAGUGAUGUUGCCUCUAAUCUUGGGCAACUAUCACAGACCUCAUCUCCUGCAGCAGUGACCACCAUGGAUGUAACCACAGCCCCCACUCCAAGUACCAUCACCACCAUCACCACCAUGGAAACCAACUCAGUCCUGACUACCAUGCCUAACCCGAAGGAGAGUGUGAGCACCAUGGACAGCACCCUGGCCACAGAGACCAGCACAUCUGCUCUUGAGCACCCACUCACGUGGUCAUCUACAGCUUCACCAGCCCCAGCGUUUGGUCCCUGGACCAUCACAAACAUGACUUCACGCUUGGAAGCCACAGGUUCUCCUACAGCAAUUUCUGCAAUGGGUACAACUUCAUCCUUAGCAUCAAGCACUGAGUCAGGCUCUGAGUCUACCCCCCCUGACCUUGUGACUGUUGUCAGAACCAGCCUAACCAUCCCAUCCUACCAUGCUUCAGCUGAAAAGACAGAGGCCAGCACAAGUGUAAGAACAUCGAGUCCUUUAGACAAAACUGCAUCUGUGCCCAUCUCAACUUCUGUUGUUGAGAAGAUGAGCACCUCAUUUGCUGACAUUUUAAGCACCAGUUGGACUCCCAGUAGAAGACAAACGGAAGCCAUGCAUGUCUCAAUGGCUUCUAUGGACCAUCCAGAUACAAAGAUUAUCCCCAAUGUCCUCCCAUCCACUCCUCUGCCUGAUUCUCUGUCCACUCUUGACUGGGUCAGCAGGAGUUCUGUGUCAUCAGCUGUAACCACUACCUCAGCUCAUCAAGGGGUCACAACUCCUCCCAAAUUCCCUUUGGAGAACAUGAUCAACACAACUACCUCGCAGCCAGCAACCUCCAUAGGGGACAUUACAAGUAGUGUCACUCCUGCUACAAUAGUAAGUAGCCCUAAAGUCACUUUAUCUGGGAGGCCAGAUCUUGCUAGCAAGGAAGCAGAGAACAGUUCUCCCCAGCUUUCCACCACAGCUGCUGCAGAUCCAGGACAUGUGUCUAUACCAGAAGCAACAACUCGGGAUUUAAUCCCACACACAGUAAGAACACCAUCUCCAACUCCCCAGGAGAAUGAAAUAAGGACUUCUACAAUGGAGGCAAGUGUUCCCACCUGGACAGUGAAAAAACACAGCUCAAGCACAUCUCUGAUCCCCGAGGUCUCCUUCAUCUUAGGAGGGACUGUCAAGGAGGUUACUGACUCCCCAGGCUCCUUAAGAAUCACGAAUCUACCGGGCAUAAGCGUGGAAUCUGGGACUACUUCAUCUCCAAUGUGGAAAAACAGCCCAUCUGAGAGAAGAGCAACUUCUGAACCUACCACUGACAAAGAGGUCAUUCACCCAUCUACAAACACAGUAGAUGCAACAGUAUGGCCCUCAAGUUCUGAGCAUGAUCCUCAUGCCACUGUCCCCACUCACUCAGAGUCAUCCAUGGGCACAUACCUAAUGAACACUACCUCCAUCAUGGGGAAUACCAUUGUUUCAGCACCAGCAACCACCCGGCCAGAAUCCACAGGGGCUGGAAGAGAGUUUGAUUACCCUCUGACCACUGAACUGAGGGAGUCCAAUACUUACAUGGAUGUCAACUCAACCACAGAGAUCAGCACUGUCCAUUCCCCAAGUCAUUUUGCUACUACUGGGGGGCCCAGGACAGAAGUCACUACCUCUGACAGAAAUUUCAGCCCAGAUCUAACUCAGUCCACAAGGUCGUCAGACAUCACCAGGCCCUCUACCUUCCCUGACAUGACGGAAUCUGAAAGAAGGCCCAUCACCAUGCAAACAAGUCUUUCUAGGGCUACAUCACUGGGUGCACCUACCUUGGACACAUUAGCCACAGCUUCCUCAUCAGGCACUCACUUGGCUGUGACUCACGGAUUUCCACAGUCAAAGAUGACUGCUCUAAUGAGCCAAGGUCCUGAAGAUGUAUCACGAACAAUCCCUCCUUCUGUGGAAGAAACCACCUCUUUGUCUUCUGUGACACGCAUCUCUGCCACAACCUCAUCUUCUCAUGUUGUGUUGACAUUACAAGGGCAAAGUACCUCCUCUCCUCUACCUGUGACCUCACAUCUCUUGCCUGAGAACUCUGGCUUGGGAAAGGUCACCGACACAUUGAGGUCCAGCCUGGAACCUGACACCAGUUUGCCACCAAAUUUGAGCAGCAGCUCACUUGAGACACCAGUCACCACAGAAACAAAAGCAAUGGAUCCUUCCACAAACACAGCAGUGACACCUGUAGGGGCUACCAGUUCUGGACAUGAAUCACACUCUCCUGUCCUGGCCCACACACAGCCAUCCAAAGCUACGUCUUCAAUGGUUACCUCCUCUACCGUGGGGGACAUAACUGCUUUCACAUCGAUGUCUGGCUCAUCUGAGACUAUAAAGAUUGAGAGAGAGUCAGCAUCCUCUCUUAAUACUGGGCUUAGGGAGACAAGUACCUACCAGAAGACCAUCUCUGCUACAGAAAUAAGCACUGCCAUUUCUAAUGUGUCUAUAAGUGAUGCUACUACUGAGGUCAUGAGGACACAAUCUACCUCAUCUAGCAGGAUAUCCAUUCCAAGUCCUCACUUCAAAACUUUUCCAAACAUACCUACAGAAAGCAGAACCAGCCCCUCCACAUCCAUGCUCAUGACAGAAUCUUCAGAAGUGACCAUCACCACCCAAACAGGUCCUCCAAGCAUGACAACACGAAGUACCCUGACCUUGGACACAUCAACUCCGGCCACCAGGGAAGGAACCCACUUAGCUGUGACUCAGAAAUUUCCACAAUCAGAGAUGACAAAUGUCAUGAGCAAAGGUCCUGAAGAUAUGUCUUGGACAAGUCCUACCUCCAUGGGGGAGACUAACUCUCCAUCUUCCCUAGAACCCAUUUUCACCACAACCUCACCUUCUGCACCUUUCAUGUUACAAGGGAACAGUACCUUCUCUCCUGUGUCCAAAACCUCAGUUCUCACCUCUGACUUGGGAAAAACCAGAGAAGUUUUGGGCACAAGCUUGGAACCUGUGACCAGUACACCUGAAAGUGUGAACAACAUCUCACAGGAGAUACUAACCUCUUCAGAAGCCACCAGCGAUACAGAAACAACUCAUUCUUCAAGAAUCACAGCAGUAACUGAUAUGGGGAUCACUAAUUCAGCACACAAAUCACAGUUCACAGUCCCAGCCAACACAGAGUCACCCAAAGCCACAUCUGCGAUGGUUAUCUCUUCUCCCAUAAGAGACACCAGUGUCUCCACAUCAACUCCAGACUCUUCCAAAACGGCACAGGUUGAGACAGAGCCAACAUCUUCCUCAACCGCUGGACUAAGGGAUACCAGCACCCAUCAGGAGGAAAGGUUAAGUAGAGAUCCUUCCAAAAACACAGCAGUAACCAGUAUGAGGACCACCGAUGAUGAACACAAAUCACGUUCCUUUGUCUCAACUGACUCAAAAACAUCCAAAACUGUAUUCCCAAUGAAUACAGCCAUCACCAUAGGGAAAACCACUGUUUCCACCCCAAUGUCUAGCUUCCCUGAGACUCCAAGAAUUGAAGCUGAGACAAGUUCCUCCUGGAUGUUUGAAAUGAGGGGAACCAGCACCUCCAAGGAAACCAGCUCAUCCAUGGAGAAAACUAUCCUUCCUGAUAUGAACACUGGUUCUGUUAGUGAGGUGACAGGGACGGAAGACAUCUCCUCUCGUGGUGGGCUCAGUCCAAGCCCUGCCAUUUCUACCAUGUCACCAGUAAUCUCCACAGAAACUAUCACAAGACUUUCUACUUUCCCCACAAUGACAGAAUCAACAGAAAUAACUGUCACCAUUGAACAAGGUCCUCCUGCAGCUACAUCACAGAGUACCCUUGACUGGGACACAUCAACCACAACAUCCAUGGUGGGGACCCACACAGCUGUGACUCAGGGACUUCUAAACACAGCGCUGAUGAGUCCCAUGAGCACAGGUGGGACAAGCCCUGCCUCUGUGGAAGAAACCAGUUCCCCGUCUUCCCCAGUGACUUUAUCUGCUGUGACAUCACCCUCCCCUGAGUCUCCCACAUUACUAGGGAGGAGCCCCUCCUCUCCUACCCCUGUGACUUCACUUUUUACCCAUGGUCUGGUGAAGACCACAGACACAUUGGGUACUGGCUUGGGACCUGUGACCAGUUCACCUUCAAUUGAGAUCAGCUCCACCACUGAGAUACUGUCCACUUCUGGAGUCUCCACAAGUACAGAGGCGAUUCAGCCUUCUGAAAACACAGCUGAGACCCAUGGGGCCAAUACAAGUUCUGGACAUGAAGCUCAUUCCUCUAUCCCAGCUGACUCAGAGCCAUCCAAUGUUACAUCUCUAAUUGUUAUUCCUUCCAGCUCUAGAGAGAACCCUGUUUCCACACCAGUGCCUCACUCGACUGAAACUACGAUGACUGAGACAAACUCCAUAUCCUCUCUGAGCCCUGAACUGAGAGAGACCAGCACCACCCAGCAGAACAGUUCAACCACAGAGAAAAUCACUCUUCUUUCCAAAGUGCCUACUCAUAUGACUACUGAGAUUUCUAGCAUACAACCCAUCUCCUCCACCAGCACAUCCUUCCCUGGCCCCCCUCAGUCCACCAUGUCACCAGACACUCUUAAAGGCAUCAUCACCAGCCUCUCUACCCCCUCCGUGACCACAGAAUCUGCAGAAGUGGCCGUCACCAACCACACAGGUCCCUCUGAGGCUACAUCACAGGGCACACUUACCUUAAACAUAGAGACUGAAACCUCUGGGGUAGGGACUCACCCAGCUGUGACUCAGAGCUUUACACACUCAGAGAUGAGCACUCUCUUGAGCAGGGGUCCCCAGGAUGUGUCUCAGACAAGCCCUGCCUCUGUGGAAGAAACCAGUUCCCCGUCUUCCCCAGUGACUUUAUCUGCCGUGACAUCACCCUCCCCUGAGUCUCCCCCAUUACCAGGGAGGAGCUCCUCCUCCCCUACCCCUGUGACUUCACUUUUCACCCAUGGUCUGGUGAAGACCACAGACACAUUGGGUACUGGCUUGGGACCUGUGACCAGUUCACCUUCAAUUGAGAUCAGCUCCACCACUGAGACACUGUCCACUUCUGGAGUCUCCACAAGUACAGAGGUGAUUCAGCCUUCCAAAAACACGACCGGGACCCAUGGGGUCAACACAAGUUCUGGACCUGAAGCUCAUUCCUCUGCCCCAGCUGACUCAGCACCAUCCAAUGUCACGUCUCCAAUCAUUCCUCUUUCCACCUCUAGAGAGACUGCUGUUUCCACACCAGUGCCUCACUCUACUGAAACUACGACAAUUGAGACAAACUCCACAUCCUCUCUGAGUCCUGAACUUAGAGAGACCAGCACCAUCCAGCAGAACACUUCAACCACAGAGAAAAUCACUCUUCUUUCCAAAGUGCCCACUGAUACAACUACUGAGCUCUCUAAGACACAGCCCAUCUCCUCCAGCAGCACGCUUAUCCCUGGCCCCACUCAAUCCACAGUGUCCCCAGACACCUCUGCAGGCAUCAUCAGCCUCUCUACAUCCCCCGUGACCACAGAAUCUGCAGAAAUGACCAUCACCAGCCAGACAGGUCUCCCUGAGGCUGUGUCACAGGGCACACUUACCUUGGACACAUCAACCAGCUCUCCAUCUUCCUCAGUGCCUUCAGCUGCCAUGACGUCACCCUCCCCUCAGCCCCCCAUAGUACCAGGGAAGAGCCCCUCCACACCCACCUCUGCGACCUCACUUCUCAACAGUAGUCUCAUGAAGACCACAGAGAAAUUGGGCACCAUAUUUGAACCAGUGACCACCUUACCUCCACCUUUGAGUAGUCCCACCAUGGAGACACUUUCCACUUCUGAAUUCUCCAUAGACACAGUGAAAAUUCUUCCUUCCAUACACACCACAAUGACCACUGAGCGUUCCAGCAGUUCUGGCCAUGCACUCAGUUCCUCUGGCUCAAUUUUCUCUGAGUCCUCCAGGAUCACAUAUCCUACUUCCUCCAUGGAUGGGACCACUCUUCCCACAUCAAAGCCUUCCUCCUUUGAGGCCACAACACUUGAGACCAAGAAACUUUCCCAUCUGACGCCUGGACUGAAGGAGACAAGCAUGACCCUGGGUUUCAGCUCCAGCACACUCACAAGCACACCUUCAUCGGCUCUGUCCACUCAUGGUUUGAAGAGUCCCAAGACAGAUGUUACCUCUUCUGUGACAUCAUCAGCCCCAGUUCAGUCUCUGUCUACACAGGAUACUGACAUUCCAGUGGAAACAGUCACACACUUUUAUGCUUCUCCCUCCAUAAUAGGGUCUGCUGGCAUAACUCUCCCAGAAUCCAGCCUUUCUUUGCCUGUAUCAACAAGUACUCGUCACCUACACACAGAUACGCUGUCUUCAGCUGAGACCAUUCUUGCUAACACAUUGACAUCUCCCGUGUCAGAGACCAUGGCUCCCUUUGCCACAUCUGGAGUUCCAGGUGCCAUCUCAGCUACCUCCUCAGAUGGUACAUUUUCUAGGACAGAAUCAGACCCCAAGGAGGAUACCAGGUCCACCACUGCAGGCAGUCUACCUUCUUCAGGUUCAACACCAUUCCUCUCUUCAAGCUUACAUACCACUGAUCCUUCAAUGAGCUCCCUUUCCCAUUGGAUUACUUCCUCCCCAGCCACCCCAAGCACAGUAGACAGCAACCUUGACACAGAGAGCAGAAGGACUAGUGAAUCACCCUUGGUUACAACCAGUACUCUGCAGACUUGGAACCAGCCAUACAGGACAUCUUUGCCACCCAUUAUGGACUCUAGAAUGACAGAGAGUAUCGGUUUGGGAACAGUGACAAAUUCUUUUCAAGUUAUUCCACACUCAACACAGUCAACAACGACUGAUGGCACUGUGAAGCGUAUCACAAAGAUACCCAACGAAGCAGCCCAGGGAGGCACCACCAUCCAUAUUCCCCAGGCAUCCACAUCUGCUAGUCUUACAGGAUUGUCAACAGGAGGGACAGAGAGGACAGAGACCACUGCCACAGCUCUGAAGACCACCGCCACAGUGAGACUGACUACCAGAGUGUCUACUCCCACUUCAGGAAUGCCGCCUGUCCUCGGGACAUCAGAUAAAAAGGCCAGCACAAGCACAAUAGGAGUGAUCGUCACAACCCCAGAUAGUCCAAAGAUGACAGCCUCUUUGACCACCAGAUCUGGAGAUGAGACCAGCACUGCAGUUCCCAUGACAACCUCAUCUAUUUUCAGCAGAGGACCAGAGACUACACCCUCACUGGCCCCUAGUUCUGGGGCAGAAAUCAGUGCAGCUGUUCCAACUCUGACUAUUUCCUCGGAUGAACCAGAGACCACAACUUCAUGGGUCGCCCAUCCUUCAGAGACCACUCCAACUGUUUCCAGGGCAAUCUUGAAUGUUUCUCAUAGUGAAUCAGACAGCACACCCCCAACAACUACAAGUUCUGUGAAAGAAGUCAGUACAGCUGUUCCAAAUUCUACUGUCUCCCCUGAGGUACUGGGGAUGGUGACCUCACUGGUUGCUAGUCCUGGGACAGAGACCAGCUCAGCUGAUCAAACUCUGGCUGUUUCCCCUAGUAAGCCAGAAACAACAGUCUCCUUGAUUACCCAUCCUGGGGCACAGGCCAAUUUAAGUGUUCCAACUCCAACUGUCGCCCCUGAUGUAUCAGGGGUGGAAAUCUCACCAACCACCAUUUCUGGGGCAGAGACUAGCACAGCUUUUCCAACUAUGACUAAUUUCCCACAUGGACAAGAGACAACAGCCUCAUGGAUCACCAAUCAUGGGACAGAAGCCAGUCCCAUUUUUUCAACUUUGACUGUCUCCCCUGACGAACAAGAUACAACAGCCUCAUGGCUCCAUUCCACGGAGACCAGCACACCUGAUUCCAAAACAACUCUGAAUUUUUCCCCUAAAGAAUCAGACAGCACAUCUUCAGCAACCACCAGUCCAGGGGCAGAAGCCAGUUCAGCCACUCCAGUGAUGACUGUCUCACCUAGCAAACCAGUGAUGGUGACCUCACUGGUCAUUAGUUCUGGGACAGACACCAGUACAACCCUUCCAACUUUGACUGGGUUCCUGCGUGAAUCAGAGUCAACCAUGUCCUUGGUCACCCAGCCUCCAGAGUCCUACCCAACUGUUCCCAAAACAAUGCCUAUUUCCCAGAAUGGAUCAGAUACCAUGCUCUCAGUGGUCACCAGUCUUGGGGCCAAAGUCAGUUCUGCUGUCCCAACUACAACUGUCUCACCUGGUGUAUCAGGAAUGGUGACCUCACUGGUUACCAGUUCCACAGCAGAGACUAGUUCAACUUCUCCAACUCUGACUGAUUUCCUACAUGAAUCAAAGACCACAGCCUCAUGGGUUACUCAUUCUGAGACAAAAGUCAGUUCAACUGUUCCAACUAUGACUGUUUUCUCUGAGAAGUCAGAUACAGCAGUCUCUUUGGUUACCCACCCUGAAGAGACCAGCCCAACUGUUCCCAGGAAAAUCUCCAAUGUUUCCCAUAGUGAAUCAGACACCACAUUCUCAGUGGCUACAAGUCCUGGGGAAGAAUUCAGUUCAGCUGUCCCAGCUACAACUGUCUCACCUGCUGUAUCAGGGAUAGUGACCUCACAGGUUACCAGUUCUGUGGCACAGACCAGCACAACUUUUCCAACUGUGACUGGUUCUAUGUACAAAUCAGAGACAACAGCCUCAGGGGUCACCCAUACUGAGACAGAAGCAAGUUCAGCAAUUCCAACCAUGACUAGUCCCCCUGGGAAGCCAGACACAACAGUCUCACUGGUCAUCCAUCCUGAAGAGUCCAGCCGAAGUAUUCCCAGGCCAGCCCCCAGUGUUUCUCAGAGUGAAUUUGACGCAACACCUUCAAUAGCCACUAGUCCUGGGGCAGAAGGCAGUUCAGCUGUCCCAGCUAUGACUAUCUCACCUGGUGUACCAGAGAUGAUGACCUCACUGAUUACCAGUUCUGUUGCAGAGGCUAGUACAACUUUUCUAACUCUGACUGAUUCCACACACAAACCAGAGACAACAGCCUCAGGGAUCAUCCAUUCUGGGACUGAAACAAGUCCAGCGGUUCCAACUAUGACUGUUUCACCUAGGAAGCCAAAUACAACAGUCUCAGCUGCCACUCAUCCUGAAGAGACAAGUCCAACUUUACCCAGGACAACCCCCAAUGUUUCCCAUACUGAAACAAACACCACAUUCUCAACAGCCACUAGUCCUGGGACAGAGUCUAGUUCAGCAGUCCCAGCUACAACUGUCUCACCUAGUGUAUCCAAGUUGGUGACCCCUCUGGUUACUAGUUCUGGGGAAGAAAUUAGUACCACUCUUCCAACACUGACUGCUUCUCCAGGUCAAAUGGAAAUCACAGCCUCAUGGGUGACUCAUCCUGAGCCAAAAGUCAGUCCAGCUAUUUCAGCUCCAACUGUUUCCACUAGUGUACCACAUACAGUGAACCCACAAGCCACCAGUUCUGAGACAAAUGCUAGUAUGGCUAUUCCAGCUCUGACACUUUCUCCUGUUGAGCCAAAGACCACAGCCUCAUUGGUCACUCAUCCUGGGGUGCAGGCCAGUUCAGCUACUUCAGUUGUCUUCUCUACUAUGCCAGGGUUGGUGGCCUCACUUUUCACAAGUUCUGGGACAGAGACAAGUACAGCUUUUACAAUUCCAACUGAUUCUUCACAUAAACCAGAGACAACAGCCUCAUGGGUCAUGCAUUCCACGGAGACAAAUACUCCUAUUUCUAGAACAAUUCCAAGUUUUCCUCAUAGUAAAUCAGACAUCACACCCUCAAUGGCUACAAGUUCUGAGGUAGAAGCCAGUUCAGCCAUUUUAACUACAACUAUCUCCCCUAGUGUACCAGAUGUUAUGACAUCUCUGAUCACUGGUUCUAGAGCAGAGAUCAGUACAACUCUUAGAACUAUGACUGAUUCUACACACAAACCAGAGGCAACAGCCUUAGCAGUCACGCACUCUGGGACAAAAACAAAUUCAGCUAUUCUAACUAUGUCUGUUUCCCCUGGGAAGCCAGAUAAAACAGUCUCACUGUUCACCCAUUCUGAAGAGACCAGCCACACUGUUCCAAGGACAACCUCCAGUGUUUCCCAGGGUGAAUCGGACACCACACCGUCAAUGACUACCAGUCCUGCUGCAGAAGUCAGUUCAGCUGUCCCAGCUAAGACUGUCUCACCCAGUAUACCAGGAAUGGUGACCUCACUGGUUACCAGUUCUGAGGCAGAGACCAGUACCGCUUUUCCAACUUUGACUGAUUCCUUAUAUGAAUCGAAGACCACAACCUCAUGGGUCACCCAUUCUGAGACAAAAGCCAGUUCAGCUGUUCCACGUUUUCCAACCCUGACUUAUUCUUCUCACAAACUAGAGACAACAGCCUCAGAGGUCACCCAUUCUGGGAGAGAAACAAGUUCAGCUAUUCCAACUAUGACUGUUUCUGCUGGGAAGCCAGAUACAACAGUCUCACUUGUCACCCAUCCUGAAGAGACCAGUCCAACUGUUCCCAGGACAACCUCCAAAGUUUCCCAGAGUGAAUCAGACACCACAACUUCAACAGCCACCAGUCCUGGGACAGAAACCAGUUCAGCUGUCCCAGUUACAACUGUCUCACCUGGUGUAUCAGGGCUGGUGACUUCCCUGGUUACCAAUUCCAUGACAGAGAUCAGUACAACUUUUCCAACUCAGACUAAUUCCACACUGAAACCAGAGACUACAGCCUCAGGGGUCACCCAGACUGAAACAAGUUCAGCUUUUCCAAUUCUGAUUGUUUCUGCUGGAAAGUCAAAUACAACAGUCUCAUUUGUCACCCAUCCUGAAGAGACCAGUCCAACUGUUCCCAGGACAACCUUCAGCGUUUCCCAUAGUGAAUCAAACAUAACACCCUCAGCAAACACUAGUCCUGAGGCAGAAACCAGUUCAACUGUCCCAGCUACAACUGUCUCACUUGGGGUUCCAGGGUUGGUGACCUCACUGGUUACCAGUUCCAUGGCAGAGACCAGUAUAGUUUUUCCAACUGUGACUGAUUCCAUGAACAAACCAGAGACUAUAGCCUCAGGGGUCACCCACACAGAAACAAGUUCAGCUGUUCCACCUAUGGCUGUUUCCCACGGGACACCAGAUACAACAGUCUCACUGGUUACUCAUCCUGAAGAGACCAGCCCAACUGUUCCCAGGAUAACCUCCAAUGUUUCCCAGAGUGAAUCAGACACCAUACCCUCAUCAGCCACCAGUCUUAGGGCAGAAACCAGUUCAGCUGUCCCAGCUACAACUGUCUCACCUGGUGUGCCAGGGACGGUGACUUCACUGGUUACCAGUUCUGGGAUAGAGACCAGUACAGCUUUUCCAGCUCUGACUGGUUCCCUACAUGAACCAAAGACCACAACCUCAUGGGUCACCCAUUCUGAGACAAAAGCCAGUUCAACUGUUCAAACUAUGACUGUUUCCGCUGGGAAGCCAGAUACAACAGUCUCACUGGUCACCCAUCCUGAAGAGACCAGUCCAACUCUUCCCAGGACAACCUCCAAAGUUUCCCAGAGUGAAUCAGACACCACAACUUCAACAGCCACCAGUCCUGGGACAGAAACCAGUUCAGCUGUCCCAGUUACAACUGUCUCACCUGGUGUAUCAGGGCUGGUGACUUCUCUGGUCACCAAUUCCAUGACAGAGAUCAGUACAACUUUUCCAACUCAGACUAAUUCCACACUGAAACCAGAGACUACAGCCUCAGGGGUCACCCAGACUGAAACAAGUUCAGCUUUUCCAAUUCUGAUUGUUUCUCCUGAAAAGCCAAAUACCACAGUCUCACUUGUCACCCAUCCUGAAGAAACCAGUCCAACUGUUCCCAGGACAACCCCCAGUGUUUCCCAUAGUGAAUCUGACACCACACCCUCAACGGCCACCAGACCUAGGACAGAAGCCAGUUCAGCUGUUCCAGCUACAACUGUCUCCCCUAGUUUACCAGAUACAGUGAACUCUGAGACAGACACCACUAUGGCUGUUCUACCUCUGACUCUUUCUCCUGGUAAACCAGCAACCACAGCCUUAUUAGUCACCUCUUCCAGUGCAGAGACAAGCACAAAUUCUCCUGCUUCAACUGUUUUUCCUCCUUUAUCAGAAACCACAGCCUCACCAUCCAUCUGGCCUGAGUUGAAGACUAGUACAGCUCUUCCAUCUCAGACUGUUUCUCUCAGUCCACCAAAAACAUUCUCUCUCUUCACCAUACCUGUGACCACGACAGCCAGAGUUGAUUUAAAGCCAACUGUUUCACUUGGUGUUCCCACAGAAACAGCCGCAGUCUCCACUGAGGAGACAGAAAUCAGCACAACUAUUGCAAUGUCAGCUAUUUCCCAUGGUUUACCAGAGACCACAGGUUUACUGGCCACCAGUCCUGAAGCCAAGGCCAGUACAAGCCUCCCUGCUCUGACUCUUUCCCCUGGUGGUCUUGGGCCUUCCAGGACCCCUGCAACAACCAUUGAGCUUUAUACUGUAACUUCUGGGAACACAGAAACCUCACCACCUGCAACCUCAGUUGAACUCUCAGAAUUUCCCAAAACUGUGACAGGGGGCACUGUGACCUUGAGACCAUCAGAGACCACAAUGCGACCUAAAACCAGUCAUGUGGAAGGAUUAAGUACAACCACUAUCCUGAAAACCACCACUGUUGAGACCACUCAUUUAGCUGCCACAGGUUCAGGCCCCACUGUGGCCGAGACCACAACCACCUUCAACACACUGGCUGGAAGUCCUUUUGCCCAUGUGACCACACCUGCAACAUCCACCUUGGCCCCUGUGACUGUGACUUCAGAAACAACUGCAAUUCCUUUCUUGAUGCCCUUUACUGUCAACUUCACCAUCACCAACCUGCACUACACAGAAGACCUGGGAAACUCGGACUCUAAGAUAUUCAAAGCCACUGAGACAGACCUGCAGCUGCUGCUCAGGCCUUUGUUCAGAAACAGCAGCAUUGGUUCCCGGUACGCCGGCUGUAGACUGACCUUGCUCAGGGCUGAUAAGGAUGAAACCAGCACCAGGAUGGAUGCGGUCUGCACCUACCGCUCAGAUCCCACAGGCUUCAGGCUGGACACGGAACGUCUGUAUUGGGAGCUAAGCCAGGGGACCCAGGGUGUCACUCGGCUGGACCACUACACCCUGGACAGGAACAGUCUCUAUGUCAAUGGUUACAACCAUCGGGACUGGAUCCCUACCACCAGCACUCCAGUAACCUCCACCUUCUCUCCAGGACCUCCAGCAUCUCCAACUUCCAUCCCCAGCUCUACAGUUGCAGACAUGGGCCCAGCCCUGGUGCCGUUCACCCUUAAUUUCACCAUCACCAACCUGUUCUACACCCCAGACAUGGGGCGCCGAGGAUCCGAGAAGUUCAACGUCACUGAGAAGGUUCUGACCCACCUGCUUGGUCCUCUGCUCAGGAGCACCAGUGUCGGCCCGCUCCACUCUAACUGCAGACUGACCCUGCUCAGGGCUGAAAAGGAUGGAGCAGCAACUGGAGUGGAUGCCAUCUGCACCUACCAUCCUGACCCCACACGUCCUGGGCUGGACAGAGAAAAGUUGUACCAGGAGCUGAGUCAGCUGACUCAUGGUGUCACCAGGAUGGGCAACUACACUUUGGACAGUAAGAGCCUCUAUGUCAAUGGUUAUAACCGUCAGUACUGGAGGCCCACCACCAGCACUCCAGUGACUCCUACAUUCUCUCUGGAAUCUUCCACAUCUCUGUCCCCCAUCCUCAGCUCUACAGGCGUGAGCCCUUCUCUGGUGCCUUUCACCCUCAACUUCACCAUCACCAACCUGAGCUACACAGAGGACAUGAGUCCCCCAGGAUCUGAGCUAUUCAGCACCACGGAAAGGAUCUUGAAUCGCCUGCUCAAACCCUUGUUCCAGAAUAGCAGUAUUGGACUCCGGUAUUCUGGCUGCCGACUGAUCUUGCUCAGGCCUGAAAAAAACAGAAAAGCCACUGGAGUUGAUGCUGUCUGUACUCACCGACCUGACCCCAUGGGCCUUAAACUAGACCGAGAGAGGCUGUACCGGGAACUGAGCCAUGAGACUCAUGGUGUCACCCAGCUGGGAUUCUUCACUUUGGACAAGGACAGCCUCUAUGUCAAUGGUUACACCCAACGGACCUCAGCCUCCACCCCCAGUGGUGAGUACUCAAGACCUUGAUAACCAUGUGCUCCAGGCCCCUGGUGGACAGACAGUGA